UUUGGAGUGAUCAACGAUAUUGAACUUUUUGACUUCAACCCGUCAGUUCCGCCAGUUUCGAUUCCGCCGCCUCGCCCAUGCCAAAUUCCUGACGUCUCGUAGGAUCAGUAGAGCGUAUCCCGGUUUGAUCCCUUCCACUCCCGACUGUAUCCUGCCAUCGCAGCCUGCCCUCCUUCGGCGAAUCCGAAGCUGAUUUCAUACAAGAAGAAGAAUACGAAUGCUGCAAUGUUUGGGCUCGCUCAAUGUGCGCUAGGGUUUGCUCGAAGUGUCGUCCUCUGGCUUACUAGAAAUAUUCGGUGGCUUGCUGCGGCUGGAAUAAACUGGCCUACCUAUCGAAUCGACGCUCCGCUUGUAAAGUCUCUUGAAGACCUGCAGACACAUUGCAAUCAUAACACGAUCGAUGGCGAUGGCAAUAUAGAGUUUUCGUACUCUACAUUCUCCUUUAUCACCAAGGAACAUACCGUCUAUUGCGGCCGAUCAUUAGUGAAGAAGCUCACUCUUGAGAUUGUUAAUGAGAGUUUGGAACUGGUUGCUGAUAAGGACGUGUAUCCAGAAGCGCCGUCACAUAUAACAAGGGUUACGACGAUAGGCAGCGGUGCCUUUAUUAAAGGGCCAGCACUCACAUUUUACGAGGAACUCAGAGGCUCAGAGAAGAUAGCACAGAUACUCUUACAGGAAGCUGAGAUGCUAGAGCAAAUACAGCGUAACCCCCACCCUAAUAUUAUUCGGUAUCAUGGCUGCCAGGUCUAUCGAGGUCGUAUUACUGGCCUGGUUUUAGAACGUUAUCCUUUCACACUGGAGGAACGAAUGCGUAAUGGUGGCGGUGAUCUCAACUUGGCAGUAGGCUUUGACGGACUGAAGUCUGGGGUAAUGCACCUCCAUUCUCUCGGGCUUGCUCACAACGAUAUUAAGGCGAGCAACGUUAUGGUUGGUAUGGACGGCGCAUGGAUCCUGGUAGAUAUUGGCUCUUGCCGGCCAUUCGGCGAUCAUCUCAUUAUGGCACGUCAACCAGAGUGGGAGACUUCAUCACAACAGCAUGACACGGAUGCACUAAGUGAACCUUGGAGUUGGCUAAUGGAUCGCAAGGCAACAAGCGUUUGAGUGGAGGCCGGUCUGAAUUGCAGUUGCUGUCGACCACAGUCACUUCUCUUCUGAUAUCACUGCCAGUGACCUGGAUGAUAUACGUGCUUCUUCGAUGACACCUUAUCUUCAUUAGCUUCUUCAGCAAUAGCUGCUAGAUACGACGCACAUGAUAAUAGCCUGUAGAAAACAACCUGGUGAUUAGGGUUAUCUGAAUAAUUUUAAGGUUAUUCGAUAUAGCUAAGGUGGUUCGGAAGAUGUUGAGAGAUGCAUAUCUAUCUACUUUUAUA
Pseudovirgaria hyperparasitica is the source of this 1370-nucleotide messenger RNA. RefSeq lists its product as uncharacterized. Lineage: Eukaryota; Fungi; Ascomycota; Dothideomycetes; Acrospermales; Acrospermaceae. The transcript has a single exon. Gene Ontology annotation, biological process: protein phosphorylation. The coding region runs from base 226 to 1101 and encodes 291 amino acids. Gene Ontology annotation, molecular function: ATP binding; protein kinase activity. The record is from RefSeq and is a predicted model, not a curated record.